Messenger RNA from Paraphaeosphaeria sporulosa, 2313 nucleotides. RefSeq lists its product as uncharacterized. The transcript is spliced from 2 exons. Gene Ontology annotation, cellular component: cytosol. Gene Ontology annotation, molecular function: anthranilate synthase activity; phosphoribosylanthranilate isomerase activity; indole-3-glycerol-phosphate synthase activity. The record is from RefSeq and is a predicted model, not a curated record. Bases 1 to 2313 code for a protein of 770 amino acids. NCBI's taxonomy places the organism in Eukaryota, Fungi, Ascomycota, Dothideomycetes, Pleosporales, Didymosphaeriaceae. Gene Ontology annotation, biological process: L-tryptophan biosynthetic process.
AUGCCCUCCGCGCUGCCACUCAUCGACCAUUCGCCCCACCAUCCCGAGGCCUCGCCGCCAAUUCCCACCGCAAGCAACGUCAUCCUGGUCGACAACUACGACUCGUUUACUUGGAAUGUCUACCAGUAUCUCGUGUUCGAAGGCGCGACCGUGACGGUGCUCCGCAACGACGAAGUCACCCUCGACGAGCUCAUCGCGAAGAACCCCACCCAGCUGGUCAUCAGUCCCGGCCCCGGCCACCCGGAGAAGGACGCUGGUGUCAGCAAUGCCGCCAUCGGCCACUUUGCAGGAAAGAUUCCUGUCAUGGGGGUCUGCAUGGGAGAGCAAUGCAUCAUCCACAGUCUCGGCGGCAAAGUCGACGUGACCGGCGAGAUCCUCCACGGCAAAACCUCUCCGCUCGUGCACGACGGAAAGGGCCUAUUCGCAAACGUCUCCCAGAACAUUCCCGUCACGCGAUACCACUCCCUGGCAGGCACGCACCAGACUGUGCCUCAAUGCCUCGAAGUCACCUCCUGGAUUGAGAGCCCGGAGGGUGGCCGCGGCGUCAUAAUGGGCGUCCGGCACAAGGAAUAUGUGCUCGAGGGUGUGCAGUUCCACCCCGAGAGCAUCCUCACCGAAGAGGGCCGACAAAUGUUCCGAAACUUCCUGCGCAUGCAAGGUGGCACCUGGGCCGAGAAUGAGAAAUUGACAAAGCAGGCACAUGCGAAAGCAAUCGGCUCUGCACCCAACGGAGCUUCAGCCAAUGGGGCUCCGAAAGACAAGCAGACCUCCAUCUUGGAGAAGAUUUACGAUCACAGACGAGCUGCCGUGGCCGAGCAAAAGAAGAUCCCUUCACAACGACCGAGCGACCUACAAGCCGCGUAUGAUCUUAAUCUAGCUCCCCCCCAGCUUAACUUCCCGGAGAGACUGCGCAAAUCGCCUUACCGCCUUUCGCUCAUGGCUGAGAUCAAGCGCGCGUCUCCUUCCAAGGGCAUAAUCUCGCUAUCUACAUGCGCUCCUGCACAGGCCCGGACAUAUGCCAAAGCCGGCGCGAGCACCAUUUCUGUCUUGACUGAGCCCGAGUGGUUCAAGGGCAGCAUCGAUGACCUCAAGGCCGUGCGCCAAAGCCUCGAAGGCAUGCCCAACAGGCCAGCCGUCUUGCGGAAAGAGUUCAUCUUCGACGAGUAUCAGAUUCUCGAAGCCCGACUUGCCGGUGCGGAUACAGUUCUGCUCAUUGUCAAAAUGCUGGACGAAGCCCUUUUGAAACGACUCUACAACUACUCUCGCUCGCUGGGGAUGGAGCCCCUGGUAGAGGUCAACAACGUCGAGGAGAUGAAGAUUGCAGUCAAUCUCGGCUCCAAGGUCAUCGGAGUGAACAACCGCAACCUCGUCAAUUUCGAAGUUGACAUGGACACCACCAGCCGCCUUAUGAACCUGGUUCCCAAGGAAACCAUUGUGUGCGCUUUGAGUGGCAUUACCGGGCCCCAGGAUGUCGAACCGUAUGCGCAAAACGGGGUUGGCGCUGUGUUGGUCGGUGAGGCCUUGAUGCGAGCGUCUGAUACCGCCGAGUUCAUUGCACACCUACUUGGUGGCAGCACUCCUUCAAAGUCAGCGGUAGCGUCAUCACCCCUGGUCAAGAUCUGCGGUACUCGGAGCGUGGAGGCAGCCAAGGCAGCCAUCGAGGCCGGUGCUGACCUGAUAGGGAUGAUCUUGGCUGAAGGAACCAAGCGAACCGUUUCAACAGAAACGGCGCUGGCAAUCUCUGAGACUGUCCACCAAACCAAGAAACCACACGCUGCCAAGGCCGCCGCAACUAUACCCCAAUCAGCAUCCGAUUUCUUCGAGCACGCAACCUCAACCCACAUCUCCUACCCCGGACGGGCACUGAUAGUGGGUGUGUUCCGUAACCAGCCUCUAGAAUACAUCCUCGAGCAGCAGCAGCUGUUGAAUCUGGACAUAGUCCAGCUCCACGGACAGGAGCCUAUUGAGUGGGCAAGGCUCAUACCCGUGCCCGUCAUCAAAGCCUUCGGCCCGAAGGACGUUGGCAUCGGCCUAAGAGGAUACCAUGCGCUUCCACUCCUCGAUGCGGGAUCGGGAGGCUCCGGGCAACAGCUCGAUCUGAGCGAGGUCAAGGAGGCUCUUUCCAAAGAUGACAGCAUCAAGAUCAUCUUCGCUGGGGGCCUCAAUCCCGACAACGUGCAGAAGGCUCUCGCAGGCCUGGGAGAAUACAGAUCGCGAGUUCAAGCUGUCGAUGUGAGUAGCGGGGUCGAAGCGGACGGUCAGCAGAGCCUGGAGCGGAUACAAGCGUUUGUCAAGGCAGCGAAGAGUUCAUAG